Molecule: messenger RNA, 5928 nt
Organism: Pseudomyrmex gracilis
Lineage: Eukaryota; Metazoa; Arthropoda; Insecta; Hymenoptera; Formicidae
Gene: form3
Exons: 26
Coding region: 236-5731 (1831 amino acids)
Biological process (GO): cellular component organization
Molecular function (GO): actin binding
Source: RefSeq, a predicted model, not a curated record
AGCGUAUCGAGAAGUAAUAGUUUUUAAAAUAAAUAUUUGCACUUCACGUUUUUUCACCUUCGAGCUACAAAUAUCUCGACAGAACGAAAUGAUUUCAAUGAAUCAAGAUCACCCGCCACAGAGACGAUAACGUCUAUUAAAUUGUCUACUGAACGUUCGCAACGUUCCUGUGACGUCUAACGAACAUUUGACGAAGUGACCGAGGACGCUCUUACUCUAGAAGAGACAACUGGCAAUGGAUUCCCACGUAGGUCUCGACUACAUCGUGGAUAAUCCUGAUUAUUGCAUCAAGCUCGCCUCAGCUUUGGAAACGGCAUGUUCGUCCGUAAAGAAGCAAGUCGUGGAAUUGCUGUCGGCGCUCUGCGUUUACAGUCAGGACGGCAGGCAGAGGGCCAUCGAUACUCUUCACAUAUAUCAGGAACGGAAGGGCGAGCGGUAUCGAUUGCGGGUUGUGGUCGACGAGCUGCAAAAAGCGACGGCCGAGGAUUACCAGACGGCACUGUUAGCGUUCAUAAAUUGUCUGGUCAUCUCGACGCCGGUGCUCAAGGAUCGCAUACGUAUUCGCAACGAGUUUAUCGGUCUCAAGCUUCUGCCAAUUUUGAACGAGCUGCGAAAGAGUCACGCGCCGGAUGUAAGGGUGCAGCUGGACGCGUUCGACGAUCAACGAGAGACCGACGAGGAGCUCGCCAAUCACGGACCGCCCGGGAUCGAUCUCUCUUCUCACGUGGACGUCUUUUACGCCAUUCUCGGUCAAGUCGCAGACACUCCGCAGGAGAUACCCUUUCUGAGUAUCCUGCAGCAUCUGUUGCGUUUGGAUCCGAAAGACGCCGCGAGUGAUCUAGCAUGGGACACAGCGGAGACUCUGGUACAUCGCGCCACGUUGCUGGAGAAUCGUGAGGACGCCACCAAGUUGCUGAGAUCGCCUAGUCUUCAAACAAAUCUAUGCUGUCACUGCCGUGGCGCCGAUCAAACGUGCGGCACGUCGCGAAAAGCGUCGCUGGCGACGAGCAACAAUUCAACGGCGCCACCCUUACCGCCUCCGCCACCACCGCCGAUACCACCGUCGGCACCCCCGAAUCCGCCAACCUCGCCUAACGGCGGUGGAUUUAUCUUACCGCCUCCGCCUCCGCCUCCGUUCUUUUCCAACGUCGUGAACGCCGAUGCACCGAUGGAGCCUCCGAUGCCACCACCUCUGCGUGUACCUCCGGUCGCACGCAUGCCCACCCCUGAACCACCGAGCAAUCACGCCAGGCUGUUACCGCAACAGGAGAUUCCUACACCAAGAACGAAAAUGAAGACCAUCAACUGGAACAAAAUUCCUAACCAUAAAGUAAUUGGUAAACGAAACAUUUGGUCCCUCGUGGCAAACGAGCAUCAGAAUUCUCCAAUGGCGGACUUGGAUUGGGCCGAGAUGGAAGGUCUGUUCUGUCAACAAGCGCCGCCAAUGGCACCGCCGGCGAAUUGUUCUUCCUCGUACGGUAUUGGAACCGACGUCGAGCGACGCCGUCGAGAACCGACAGAGAUUGCAUUACUCGACGGAAAAAGAAGUCUAAAUGUCAAUAUCUUUCUUAAACAAUUUCGAAGUUCGAACGAGGAUAUAAUUCAACUAAUCAAGGACGGCUGCCACGACGAUAUCGGCGCGGAGAAACUCCGUGGUCUUUUGAAAAUACUUCCGGAAGUGGACGAGCUCGAGAUGUUGAAGAGCUUUGACGGAGACAAGUCGAAGCUCGGUAACGCCGAGAAGUUCUUUCUGCAUCUCGUUCAAGUGCCAAAUUACAAGUUGCGCAUCGAGUGCAUGCUGUUGAAGGAAGAAUUUGCCGCGAACAUGAGCUACUUGGAACCGAGUAUCAAUUCGAUGAUACUCGCCGGCGAGGAUCUCAUGACGAACAAACCUCUGCAAGAAGUGCUGUACAUGGUCCUGGUCGCAGGAAACUUUCUCAAUUCUGGCGGUUAUGCUGGUAAUGCGGCGGGUGUAAAACUUUCCUCGUUACAAAAGCUGACGGAAAUUCGCGCGAACAAGCCGGGAAUGAAUCUGAUACAUUACGUGGCAUUGCAAGCCGAGAGAAAACGAAAGGAUUUGUUGAAUUUUGCGAAGAACAUGUCUGCCCUAGAAGCGGCAACGAAAACAACAACCGAACAACUGACCAACGAGUUUAAUAGUCUGGACACAAAGAUCAAAAAGAUCAAGAGUCAGAUUCAGCUGUCCUCGACCGAAGAUGAUAUACAGGAUCAGAUGGCGCAGUUUCUCCAGAUGGCCGAGCAAGAAAUGGCGCAGUUGAAGCGUGACAUGGAGGAAUUGGAAGGAGUUAGACGAUCGCUCGCGGAAUUCUUUUGCGAGGACACGAACACGUUCAAGAUCGAAGAGUGCUUCAAGAUAUUUCAUCAGUUUUGUCAGAAGUUCAACCAGGCGGUCGCGGAGAACGAGAGACGGCGCAUUCAGGAGGAACAAGUUCUGGCGCGUCGGAAGCAGCGCGAGGAACAGUUGCUGGCGAGAAAACGAUUGCUGAGCAAUCAAGCGGAAACACCGGGUUCGGAAUCGGAAUCCAACUUGAUGGAUUACGGACUCUUCGAUCUUCACACCGGUUUAUCGCAGAGGAGUUGUAGUCGCGGUGAGAUCAAUCCCAAGAUGAGAAGAUUGCAGAACGGCGGCGUCACGUCCGACGAGGACGUGUCCGUCAUCGGUUCGCCCAGCAUCCGACGUCGUUUGGGAUCGUGCUCCGGUGGACCCGAUCAAUCUGCCAAAGAAGACACAUACUCGCCCGAUAUCACACCAAAUGGUACACUUCGUCGGCGCAGAAACAGAUUGCCCUGCGAGGACGACGAUGGGAAUCUAAUGGACUUUUUGCGAACGUCCGGUCAAGAUAACACGCGGGAGAGAAAAUCGUGGGGAAGCUUAGAUCGAUCAUGGGCGCGAAGAGCUCGCGGUCAGUCGCGAAGAGGAGAUCUUUUGAACGCCGAUUUUUCCGGAGACAGGGAACGACCGAGCUCGCCGUCUCCUCUAGCAGAGAGCAAACCGUUUUUGCAAGAGGAAGAAACCAAAUCAACCGGAAAAGCGUGGCGGCAGAACAUCGAAGCGUGGUUGUCGGAAAACGAAAAAGAGAACAACACGAGCGAGCAGCUUCAGAGAAAAGCGCAACAACUCAAGCAUCAAGCAAAUCGAAGGUCCUUUGAAGAUUCGGAAAGUGAAGGCAAAAGCUGCACGAUGAAUACCUUGACGGAAGAUCGUUCCGCGCGCGAAGGAUUUUCCGAGGUUUACGAUUGGCGACCGUCCGUCGAAAAAACGGAUGUGAUGCGCACAAUGGAAGCCAUCGAAGAAGCUCAACCGCUCUCGUCGCAGGAUAAAUCUCCUUGGCGAAAGUCGAGUUUAAACGUAUCGAAUAGCACAGAAGAGACUGAUCCGCGUUAUAUACGUAGACUUAGAUCGAGACACAGCUCGGAGAACGUUCUUGCUUCGAGUCCGCUACAGGCGAUCAGAGAAGAAGACAGAAAGAAGAGCAAGAUCAGCGACGCGUUAAGUUCGAGCACCCAGCAAGAUGAGUUAACGAUCUAUCUUCGACAACCUUACGCGGGUGCGCAACCGCCUGCGAAUCGACGUUUUUCCAAACUCAGCAAAAAGACCACGGACGAGGAAAGAAUCAGCGACAAAAUUGAAAUCGAUUCGGACAAUAUAGAAACGCCGCCGGCAACCAGACGAUUGUUCAGCCCGCCGAGGGAUGUGAAACCCGUCGAGAAAGAACCGUGCAAGAGAGAACGUUGCAGCAGCUCUCUUCAGAAUCGAGAUACGAAAACUGCGAUCUUAAAACCGAUCGCUUCCAGUGUUGUUGAUUUUGGCGCAGGUAACUUCGACAGAUUCUCGGCUACGCGGCGUACUCGCAGAUACAAGAAGACCCAGGACGCCGACAAAGGCGAUAAAGAAAAAUCCGACGCUUCGAGUCCCGAGUUGGUCUACGACGAGAAACCGGCGCAACGUCCGAGCACUUUGAUUCUGAACAACAACAACGAGGAUUCAAGAACUAACGUUCACGUGCAAGAUGACGAGGACGCGAUGCUGCGGGUCUGGCAGGACAAGCUGAAACGACGUGACACCAGUUCCUCGUCGAUGUUGUCGCGCGACAUCGACGCCGCGCUCGCCGAGAUCGCUCGUUCCGGCGAGGAUCUUCAACGUCUCCUGCAUCAGACGUCUCCCGUCUCGGGCGCAACGAACGCAGCAGCAUCUCAGCAGCACAGAACCUCGCGGCUUCCGGUGGUCAGCCAACCGCCACCGGUGAUCGCGGUGACCAACACCGUUCUGAGUCCGGUUAUGCAGGAAUCUCGACCGCGCGAACCCGUCACCGUGUUCACCGAGCGCGCGGUAACCAGUCGCGAACAAUCGCGAAGCAUGAUCGAUCCGAGUCAAGUGAAAGAACUGAUCCGAGUGACCAGCAAUCCGCCGAGUCAGGUGAAUCAGGUGACGGACCGAAAGGAUCAUCCAACGAACAACGCGCCCGUCACGAAUAUUGUCGAGAACGAUAAGUUCGCGAAUCCGAAUCGCGUCGACGGCGCGAAGAAGAACGACGCGAAGAAGAAGAUCGCGCGCGUCCGAUCGACGGACGAAACCGAUCAGUCGGUUGUCGCGCGACAAAACUCGUUGAUGUUUCGCAGCAACAGAUACAUCCCGGACAUAAACGUAACUCCGUCGUCGCCGUCGUUUGGAAAAGUCCGGGAUCAGGAGUUGAACGACGAGGGUUUCGAAGAAACUCAGAGCCUCGUGUCGGAAACUCUGAGUCAGGAAACGUCCUCGGGCAAUUACGAGACGGAUACGCACGACUCGUCGACGCGAUGCUCGCCGGCUGAGCUUACAACAGGCGUUUACAGCAACGGCGCGGGGUUGCGGCAUCAUCGGCGAAACAUCGUCGGCGCGACGAUGGACGACGACGACGACGACGAUCUGAACAACGAUCGUCGACGAUCGUCCGUUGUUGACAGGCUCAAGUCGUCGAGCGGCAAAGUGUUCGAGAAGAAGGAAACGACGAGGAACAACAACGCGCCGGAAAAAUCGAGUUUUUUGCCGAAACGCAGCGCGAGCGUGAAGCGAGAAACCGCGGCGAAGAAAACGGAAUUGAAGAGGCCGACGAGCGUAGUAGGUUCGAGCAAUUCGGCAAUUGCGUUGAGGAGCGAGGUGCAACGUUCGGGUUCCAGAAGCAGUCUUCGUAGCUCGCGCAGCUCGUUGAACAGCGCGACGUCCGUGAACACGGUGCGAAAUCUGGCUACUAAUCACGCGCACCUGCGUAGUUACACUUCGGCCAUUCGCGCGCUCACUAAAGAUUUGAGAAAGAGCGGCAGUCCGUUGCCGCCGAAAGACGCGACGAUCGACAAGAGACGGCCGAAUCCACGCCAAGCUUCCGUUAGCAGAAUACCCGCAAGCAGAAGCAGCAGCAGUGGAAGUAGCGUCGGACCGGGAGCGGCGAGGAGCGUCCGAAAGAUAACGGAGACGCAUGACGUGCCAAAGACCACAAGAGGCCGACCGAUCGCUUCGCGCAGCAGCAGCAGCGGCAGCAGUAUCGGUCAGCAAUCGAUCUUAGGAAAUCGAGCAACAUCCGGCGACAGCAAGACGUCCGCCGUCACGAAGAGCAGACUGAUACAACCGCGAGCCGGGACGAAGAGUCACAGUUUCAUGAGACCCACAGCCGCUAGCGCCAACAAGGGUUCCAUACCGAAUCUUCCGAAGAACAUCAAAGCGAUGGUAAAGUGAGAUACUCUUCUCCUUGGUUCAAUUGUAUCGCAUUGUCUGUAAAAAUUCGCGCGGCGUCGAAAAUGACUCUGUUUAGUUUAACGAUUGUUAGAAAUAAAACUAAUCGACGUGAAACGUCACGUAAAAUCAGCGGCAUCUAAUGCGGCAAAAACAUUAGCAGGCUGAUAUAUCGCUAAUCAAAGAUAAAAAUUAAAAAA